GACUAACGGGAUUCCGAACUACAACUUCCGACUUGCUUCCUAACUGUGUUGGCGGCGCUGUGGAAAAAGCGUCAGAGAAGAAAGGCGGACCCCGCCCUUCCCUCCCUCCCUCCCUCCCUCGCCCAGUUCCGCUCGCUUGGAAAAGCGGCCACAGGAGCGCGGGGCGGAGCCUGAAGCCCGGACCAAGAUGGCGGCGGCGAAGCCAGUCCCCACGGACUCGCUUUCCUUUUGCCUCGCGCAGCUCACGGCGGCCGCCGGGGAGUGUCUCGUUGCGGGAAAGGACACAACCACCAACGAGACGCCCUUGGGCCGUGCGCUCCUAGCCCUCCGCAAGCGCCACGUCAAGGCCAAGGGGGGAAUCGAACGCUUCCGGGCGCGCGGCGGGCUCCGCCCCCUUCUCGCGCUGCUACGGCGAGCGGCGGAAGCGGCGCCCGCCCCAUUCCCAGCGAGUUCCGGCUCCGCCCCCUCGCUCGAAGUCGAGGCUCCUCCCGGCGGCCCCGCCUCCUCGUCCGGCCCCGCCCCGUCCGCCGCGUCUUCGUCUCCAUCGCGCCUGCGCAAGACGCUGGACUCGGCGCUUAGCAUCCUAGCCAACUGCUGUACGGAAGGGGCGUGCAGGACUGAAGUGCGCAGACUCGGAGGUAUUCUCUCUCUGGUGACUGUUCUUCAAUGUAUGAAGACAGACAGCAUCCAGAACAGAACAGCCCGUGCUCUGGGAAACUUAGCCAAGGAACCUGAAAGCUGUGGGAUCAUCCAUUCUGCAGGUGCUGUUCCUCUGCUUGUUGAAAGCCUAACAGCCUGUCAGGACUCAGAUUGCCUGCAAAGUGUGGUUCGCGCCCUCCGAAACUUGGCAGAUUCUCCCCAGCACCGCCUGGCUCUAGCACAACAGGGAGCUGUGCGCCCACUAGCUGAACUUCUGGCCACGGCCCCAAAUCCUGCUCUGACCGUGGCUCUAGUUCGUGCUCUUUUGGAGUUGAGUCGAAACUGCUCCCGGGCUUGUGCUGAGCAGCUAAGUCUAGGUGGGGGGCUAGGCCCAUUAGUCAGUCUAGCCUCUGAUCCUAAAAGGACAGUCCGUGAGACUGCCAUCUUGGUCCUUGCCAACCUUUGUUCCCAGGGCCUGGUUCGGCCUGCACUGGGCAAUGCUGGUGGUGUGGAAGUGCUACUAGAUGAACUUCGACGGCGCCGGGGCCCCAAUGGGACUACUAUAGCCUCUCAGCAACCCUUGGUGCGGGCUGUGUGCCUGUUGUGCCGAGAAGCUAUUAACCGGGCCCGACUUCGGGAAGCCGGUGGUUUAGAGCUGCUAAUGGGCCUGCUGCGGGAUGCUCGGGCUAGCUCCUGGCACCCUCGUGUUGUGGCUGCCCUUGUGGGCUUCCUCUAUGAUACUGCAUCCCUGACUCGGCUUCAGGCUCUGGGACUUGUACCUCUUUUGGCUGGGCAGCUGUGUGGUGAGGCUGGCGAUGAGGAAGAAGAGGGGAGAGAAGCUGCUUCCUGGGAUUUUCCUGAGGAGCGGACCCCUGAACGGCCAGAGGCUGGAAGCUUAAGAAGCCUCAGGUCAUGGCUGAUUUCUGAGGGCUAUGCUGCAGGCCCAGGAGACAUUUCUCCCGACCGGUCCCCUGAACACUGUCCACUGCCUGAACCAACUGAGCCAACCAGCCCUAUGCCAGGCCUAGCCACACUGAGGAUGCCUCGCACACUGCGCACGCCAGACCGCAGCCCUGCCACCUUUGAGGAGCCCUGGGGACAUGAAGGGCCAGCACUUUUGUUACUAUCACGCUUCUCCCAGGCUCCUGAUCCUAGUGGGGCCUUGGUGACAGGCCCGGCCUUGUGUGGCCUGCUGGCCUAUGUGACAGGUGCACCAGGCCCACCGAGCCCACGUGCCUUGCGCAUCCUAACUCGCCUCACUUGCAACCCUGCCUGCCUUGAGGCCUUCGUGCGUAGCUAUGGUGCAGCAUUGCUGCGUGCCUGGCUUGUGCUUGGGGUCUCCCCAGAUGACUGGCCAGCAACACGGGCCCGGCUCACUCAUCAAAGCCAGCACCGGGAACUGGGUGAGAUGCUGCUUCAGAACCUGACUGUGCAGGCUGAAUCCCCUUAUGGAACAGGUGCCCUCACUCACCUGCUGCUCUCUGGAAGCUCUGAGGACCGAGUGGCCUGUGCACUCACACUGCCCUUCAUCUGUCGGAAGCCCUCUCUUUGGCGACGGCUACUUUUGGACCAAGGUGGCCUCCGUGUCCUCCUGGCAGCACUGACUCGACCAGCUCCACAUCCGCUGUUCUUCUUUUUUGCUGCAGACUCCCUUUCCUGCCUUCAAAGUCUUUUGUCUCCCACUGUGAACCCAGUCUUCCCAACUGCAGUCGCCAUGGACCAAGACCCACUUUCCCCCUGUCUCUACGAAUCUCUGCUGGGCCCAGCUCCCAGCCCAGCCCCUGACCUGCAUUUCCUACUGGACUCUGGCCUACAGCUCCCUGCUCAGAGAGCUGCUUCAGCUACUGCCUCCCCUUUCUUUCGGGCCCUGCUGGCUGGAAGCUUUGCAGAAGCCCAGAUGGACCUGGUGCCCCUUCGAAGCCUGUCACCAAGUGCAGCUCGGCCUAUCCUGCAUCACUUACAUGGCUGCCGGGGCUGUGGGGCUGCCCUGGGCCCUAUCCCUCCACUAGGCCAGCCCCUCCUGGGCUCAGAGGCUGAGGAGGCACUAGAAGCUGCAGGGCGUUUCCUGCUACCUGGGCUAGAGGAGGAGUUGGAAGAGGCCGUGAGCUGUAUCCACUUGGGACCCCAAGGUGGCCCACAGUCUGUGGGUGAAGUGUUUCGCUUGGGCCGUCCCCGACUGACUACUCUCUGUGUCCGUUGGACCUUGUGGUCUGGGCAAUGCCCACGUAAGCGGGCCCUAGCCCUCAUGGGGCUUGUGGAAGCUUCAGGCAAAGAGACAGAACCCCUGACAGAAGCUUUACUGGCUGUUAUAAUGGGGGUUGACUUGGAUGGCAAGGGUCCUGGUCUAGACUGUUGAUGUCCUCUGGGAUCCAAGGAUGAAUUGGCUUUCAAGGAAGCUUUCCCCACUGUGGCAAGGAAGGCUGAUCAGAAUGAAUGACUACUAGAGUCACAACUACUACAAUGAGAACUGGAUGGAUGAGAUACUGGAUCAAUGAGUAAAUAACUGGAUGGACUCCUAGUGUUAGGAUGGUGGUUGCUUGAGAUGUCCAAGAAUAAGAAGCCAAGGCCAGUGUUGGGGCCCACAAGAUUGCUUUUCUGCCUUUUACACCCACAUAUCUGGUCUGGCAUAGUGUCGGACCUCUUGAAAUGACAAUAAAUUUUGGAAUUGGAUACCCUCA
Suncus etruscus (white-toothed pygmy shrew) is the source of this 3317-nucleotide messenger RNA. RefSeq names its product armadillo repeat containing 5 (gene ARMC5). Gene Ontology annotation, molecular function: protein binding. Gene Ontology annotation, cellular component: cytosol. The coding region runs from base 188 to 2995 and encodes 935 amino acids. Gene Ontology annotation, biological process: anatomical structure morphogenesis. Lineage: Eukaryota; Metazoa; Chordata; Mammalia; Eulipotyphla; Soricidae. The record is from RefSeq and is a predicted model, not a curated record. The transcript is spliced from 6 exons.